UCGAUAUGAACAUCAGCAUCAACUAUAAAUAAAGCACAUGAUUUUUUUCUUACAACAUUCUGUCUAUAGACGUUUACCAGGUAGCAACUAGUCACUUCUUCACCAUGAAACUGUUCAUCGUACUUGCUGUGGUAGCCUUGUCUAGCUGUGACAAGCUAGACAACACCUACCUACCCCCUUCCUACGCCCAAAGUUCUGGCGGUGCCAACUUCCUUGAUACACCAAACUUUGGAUUGAGAUCUUCUGAUUCCGCAAACUUUGGUCCUUCCAAUAACGGUCAAUACAACACUUAUGAUAACAAACAAGCUAAUAUUAACCGAGAUGGUAACAAUUACAAUGCAUUUGGACAACAAGAAAGAACACAAGCGGCUUUUGAAAGGAAUGCCGCUAUUCUUCGUCAGGAAAAUGUGAAUGAUGGAGAUUCGUAUUCUUAUGCUUUUGAAACUGAAAACGGGAUCACUGCUGAGGAGAAUGGUGUAGCCACGAAUGGUGUAGAGGCGCAGGGAGGUUUUUCUUAUAUUGGUGAUGAUGGCGUGCAGUACAGCAUUAGGUACACAGCUGACCAAAAUGGUUUCCGUCCUGAGGGAGCCCAUCUGCCUACUCCACCACCAAUCCCUGCUGAAAUCUUAAAGGCUCUCGAACAAAACGCGAGAGAUGAAGCCGCUGGCAUCUAUGACGAUGGCUCAUACACUGAAGGUAAAUACGAGAACGACUCCCAACAAGUCUAUGAUAACUACAACGGUGGUUCAAACGCUAACACCAUAAACAACAUUCCUCAAAAUGACGACACCAUCGUCACUGACUCUGCUGCGUUCAGAACCCAGAAUGGUAUUCCAGAACAGGACUUCCAGAAUCCCCAGGUGACUGGAGCCAAGACUUAUUUACCUCCUAGAGCUGGUGGUAGAUACAGAUAUUGAAUAGACUGGAAUUGACACGGAUUUAGAGUUAAUAAAUUAUAUUUUUUAGA
Messenger RNA from Colias croceus (clouded yellow), 967 nucleotides. Its product is annotated as cuticle protein 2-like. NCBI's taxonomy places the organism in Eukaryota, Metazoa, Arthropoda, Insecta, Lepidoptera, Pieridae. The coding region runs from base 105 to 917 and encodes 270 amino acids. The transcript is spliced from 4 exons. Gene Ontology annotation, molecular function: structural constituent of chitin-based larval cuticle. Gene Ontology annotation, cellular component: chitin-based extracellular matrix. The record is from RefSeq and is a predicted model, not a curated record.